AUGACGCUGGUUAACGGUCAUUCGUGCUCCAAGUCUAUGAUUCCAGAGGAUAUCAUGGAGAGUGUGCCGUCUGCGCAGCAGGUUGCAGAGGAGAAGAGAAAUAAAGCUUUGGUCACGCCUGUGCAGAAUAAAGACGUGCAGAAUGGUGCUUCGCCGGUGAGUGGGGGCGGGCAUGAUCCCAAAAUUCCACAUUCCAAGAGUAAAAACCCUUUCAAGAAGUUCUUUGGCAGAUCGAAGUCGCAUCAUUUAACACCUCUGGUGUCGAAUACGAUAACUUCUGUCGGUUACCAAUGUGUUGAGGAACAUGUGGUAGAUGCUCCUUCUACUCAUGUAUUGCCUAUGCCAACUGGACAGGGUGAGGCGACUGGUGGAUGCUUGCGCUCUAAUAUCUUCAGUGGACCGCACAAGAGCCAUAAGACGUCUAUUGCUUUGCCCUCAAUAGCUCUACAUAACUCGAAUCCUUUUGCGAACGGUGGCAGGAAACCCACUAUAGAGUCUCCGUUUGCAGUUUUGGGAACAGGAACUGAAAUUGCAUCGCCGAGAAAUCUUCCAGGCACGACUGUCUUAUCCAACAGGAAUACAUCCCAUAACCUCAACAUGUACACUCCUACCAUGUCUGCUCAGUCCUCAAGAAGCUUGAGCUACUACCAAAUGGAGGGUAACGAUAAACACGAGAAAUUGUUGCCGUUGCCUGUUAAGAAUCCCAAUGAUGAGUUGCCAGUACACUUAAGGCAGCCCAGUGUUUUAUUAACAGAUAACUUCUCCUUCCCCUCUUGUACUGAUGGCGAGAGGAAAAUAAUCGGCGAAGGUGGUUCCAGUCAAGUCGUUACGAUUGUAUCGAACUAUCGCAAAUCAACCGUAUAUGCCUUGAAGCGAUUUAAGAUGUUCUCAUAUGAGGAACCUGAAGAAUUCUAUUCCCGGUGUAUGAAAGAAUACUUGAUUGCUAAAAGGUUAGAUGGACAUAUUAACAUUAUCAAGACGUUUUAUCUUAUGAAGGUCCCUUCUUCAGCUACUAAUGGCAUCAAGAGAAGUUGGGCUUUUGUAAUGCAACAAUGUGUUCAAGACAUGUAUUAUUAUACCACCUUAACUGGUUGGACCAAUAAGCUCUUUGAAGAGAAGUGGUGUUGUUUUAAACAAAUUGCACGUGGUUUGAGUCAGAUGCAUAGCUUAGGAAUCGCACACCGAGAUAUAAAGCUUGAAAACGUUCUGGUAACGGAUUAUGGCGCUCUUAAGUUGACAGACUUUGGCGUUUCUACAUAUGGUAUUGAGAAUCCGGAUGAUCCAACAAGCAAAAGAGUGAAACUAAAAGGUUUUUGUGGCUCUCCUCCACACGUGCCCCCGGAAGUCAUGUUGUUGAGUUCAGAGAAACGUAAAAAGGUACCUAUCCCUGAUGAUAAAUUAGAAUAUGACCCCUUUGCCAUGGAUAUGUGGGCUCUAGGUGUGGUUUUGUACACAUUAAUAAUACCGUACCCCCUGUUUGCUGAAGCUCAUAAAGAUGACAGUCGCUAUAGGCAGUAUCUCGCGUUCUAUGAUCAGUUUACUCGUUAUUGUUCUAAUUUCAAGAAAGAGCACGUUUACAAACCAGGGCCAGGCGUAGAACAUCCUGAGUUCUCCAAAUUUCAAAAUACGGAUGCAACACGAGUUUGCUUGAGAUUGCUUGAUCCUGAUCCUGAUACUCGUUAUAAAAUGGAAGACUUGUACAAUGAUCCGUGGUUUCAAUCCAUUGAGACGUGUGUAGAUGAGGGAACAGAGGAGCCGGUUAAAAUCCCCGAGUUGAGGAAAACUACAGAGGGAAGCGACUCUCCUUACGCACACGAUAUUUUGCCUGGCGACGAAGAAUCUUUGUUUAAUACACCAGGUCUCGUAUCGCAUACUUCUAACCCUUUUUUGAAUGCCGAUAGGGUUGGCCUGGGGUUUACAACAAACUCCACAAACCCUGUAUCAGCAUCACGCCCAAGUUCAAGCUCGCGUUCUUUGAUCAACAUUGCGGAGGAUACAGAACCUUGUAUCCUUGGCUCUUUACAAGCACAAAUUGAACUACCCACGUUGGAUGAAGAGGAUAUUAAUACUCCAAAGCUGGAUCUUCAUAAUGAAGAAAGAGUCAGUUUGUCACCGUUGGUGCCAACCAAAAAGAUAAGCAACCUGUCGUUAAACGAUUCCUAUGGUGUUCCCGGUAUCACUUUAUUCCAAAGCACUACAGAACAUCCUCCUUCACCCAUACUUUCCUUAGAUCAGAACAAUGGCCAUUACAUCUCCAGGUCUUCUAGUGUCGUUUCUAGAAAUAGCAGCGCCACAGCGUAUGCAGGACAAAACAGUAGUGGCAGUUCUCUCGCCUCACUUGCCAGAUCCAAGAGAAAAAAGAUAGUUCACAUGCAUCACGAAUGUAAUGGGAAACCAAUCACUACCAAAUCGACUCAAUGA
Molecule: messenger RNA, 2421 nt
Organism: Eremothecium cymbalariae DBVPG#7215
Lineage: Eukaryota; Fungi; Ascomycota; Saccharomycetes; Saccharomycetales; Saccharomycetaceae
Gene: PTK2
Product: protein kinase PTK2
Exons: 1
Coding region: 1-2421 (806 amino acids)
Biological process (GO): protein phosphorylation; mitotic DNA damage checkpoint signaling
Cellular component (GO): nucleus
Molecular function (GO): ATP binding; protein serine/threonine kinase activity
Source: RefSeq, a predicted model, not a curated record